GUAUAGUUAUAUCUAUUUCCUUAAUUUCAUCAAUAAAAUUAGAGUUUUAUAACAGAUAUGUCAAAGAAACCUUCUAAGGUUGGAGAGUAAAUAAUAGUUACAGAAUCCAAAGAUAAAAAAGCAGAGUAGCCCAAUAAUUAGCCUUAAAAGGAUUAAGGGUAAAACGCAUAAAAAAGCUAAAAGGAUUUAAAUUAGAAAUAAAAUGCAAAUCAGCCUUAAUAGUAAUCAAAAACAAAUUUAUAAAAUCAAGCUUAAAAUGAAGCAUAACAACAAAAGCAACCUUCUAAAAGCAGUAUCGAUGAAGGAAAUAAGAAAAAACAAUCUGUAGACGCAUCUGCAGUUUAAAAAUCUCAAAAAAAUGACGAUUAAACACCCUCAGUUGUUUUGUCACAAAAAAAUAAUUAGAAUGCAACAUCUUAGUCGUAGUUAAACCAACCAAAUACACCCAAAGAUUCAAAUCCUUCAAUUAUUAUUUCUCAAUAAGAACUUCCAAACGAAAAAUCUAAAAGCAAAAGUAGCAUUUCGAAUAAAUCAGGAAUUGCUGCAGGAGGAGAGUCUAAUCAAUUAAAGGGAAUAGUACCGAUUCCAGAAGAAAAGCCACCUUAAAAAUAGAAUAUUUUAUUUGAAACUGGAUUAGUUGAUGCUUAUGAUUAUUUCUUAAGGUAGCUUUGUAAAAAUGGUCUUCCAACUGGUAAUAUAUUUGAGUAUGCUGCUUAAGAAAUUUUGAAAUAUGAGAAAAAAAAGAAACAAGACAAUUUAAAGAAACUUUACUAAAGAACAGGCUCUCCCCUAAAUAGAACUUAAGAAAACAGCCCUAAAUCAAGUCCUAAAAAAGGAGAAAACAAUAGAAAUGAUUCAAUAGACAAAGGCAAUAAUAAAUCCACUAAAGAUUCUCAAUUUUUGAAAGAAGCUAAUUCUAAAACAAAAGAAAAAAAUGAAGAUUAAAACCAAAAAUAACAGCCUGGAAAAUAAACCCUUUAAAAAGAUCCUAAAGUAGAUGAUAAAAAAGUUAUCAGUAAAGAUAAAGUGAAAGAAGAACCUUAAGAAAAAAAGAAAGUAUAAGAAAAGGAUGAAAAUAAAAAGUAGCCUUAAAAAGAAGAAAAAACAAAAGCUUAACAGUAACAACCACCUGCACCAGCAGCUCAAAAGGGAAAAAAAUGA
Molecule: messenger RNA, 1161 nt
Organism: Tetrahymena thermophila SB210
Lineage: Eukaryota; Ciliophora; Oligohymenophorea; Hymenostomatida; Tetrahymenidae
Exons: 4
Source: RefSeq, a predicted model, not a curated record